Messenger RNA from Knipowitschia caucasica, 1059 nucleotides. Lineage: Eukaryota; Metazoa; Chordata; Actinopteri; Gobiiformes; Gobiidae. The record is from the annotation of a GenBank genome assembly.
AUGGAGAAUGAAACGUGGAACCAGCCCUAUGUCCCUCACUACCUGCUCAGAGAAGACCCCUUCAGUUCCAAACUGUCCCCCGAGGCCGACAUCGUGGCAGCCCUCUAUGUCUUCAUCAUAGGUGUGCUGUCCGCCACUGGGAAUGGAUAUGUGAUAUACAUGAGCAUCACACGCAAAACCAAAUUGAAGCCUCCUGAGCUGAUGACCGUCAACCUGGCGAUAUUUGACUUUGGGAUAUCAGUGACAGGAAAGCCCUUUUUCGUUGUGUCCAGUUUGGCGCACCGCUGGUUGUUUGGAUGGGAGGGAUGCUCGUUCUACGGCUGGGCGGGCUUCUUCUUUGGCUGUGGGAGCCUCAUCACCAUGACGAUGGUCAGCUUGGACCGCUACCUGAAGAUCUGCCAUCUUAGCUACGGAACGUGGCUGAAGCGGCAUCACGCCUUCCUGGUGUUGGUGUUUAUCUGGGUGUAUGCUGCAUUCUGGGCCACGAUGCCCCUGGUGGGCUGGGGUCACUAUGCGCCCGAGCCGUUUGGGACCUCGUGCACACUGGACUGGUGGUUGGCUCAGGCCACUGUGUCAGGACAAAGCUUCGUCCUGUCCAUCCUCUUUUUCUGUCUCAUCCUGCCCACUAUUGUCAUAGUCUUCUCCUACGUCAAAAUAAUCUUUAAGGUCAAGUCAUCUGCAAAAGAGAUCUCUAACCUGGACGCACGAGUCAACAAAAGCCAGAAUCUGGAGAUGAAGCUCACAAAGGUGGCCAUGUUGAUCUGUGCUGGAUUCCUAAUAGCCUGGAUUCCUUACGCCGUGGUGUCGGUGGUGUCUGCAUUCGGAGAGCCAGACUCGGUGCCCAUCCCGGUCUCUGUCAUCCCCACGCUGCUGGCCAAGUCCUCGGCCAUGUACAACCCCAUGAUCUACCAACUGGUGGACCUCAAACAGUCCUGCACCAAAUCCCCCUGCUUCAGGGCCAUGACCAAACGCAACAACUUCAGGAAAUCCAGAUUAUACACCAUUACGGGCUCGCUGAAGGACGCCGCUGCAGCCAAAGACACUCAGGUGGAGAUGUGA